UGCUGCUGGUGCUGCUGCUGCGAGCCAGAGGACCGAGGUGAUCUGCAGAAAGCAGGAUGGACACUCAGCCCGUUAUUACAACCCAGCCUCAGUAUGACAUGAUCUCCACCAUGCCGAGAAACAAGUGGCAGACGGGCCUGAUGGACUGUUGCACCGACUGUGGCGUGUGCUUAUGUGGGGCGUUCUGCUUUCCCUGUCUCGCCUGCGAGGUGGCCGGGGACAUGAACGAGUGCUGCUUGUGCGGCACCAGCGUGGCGAUAAGGACCCUCUACCGCACCAGAUACAAUAUCCCGGGGUCCAUUUGCUCGGAUUACUGUGUCACCAUGUGUUGUCCCGUGUGCUCCGUUUGUCAAAUGAAGAGAGAUAUCAAGAAGAGGAGGGAGUGUGGCAUAUUCUGAUCGGCGCCGGGCCCUGGUGCUGCUGCCCCCGUCCUGUGGCGACCACCGCUGGCCGCGGGGGCCGGUGCGGAGAUGCUGCAUGCCGGAGGGGCCG
This is a messenger RNA of Nothoprocta perdicaria, 492 nucleotides long. RefSeq names its product placenta-specific gene 8 protein-like. NCBI's taxonomy places the organism in Eukaryota, Metazoa, Chordata, Aves, Tinamiformes, Tinamidae. Gene Ontology annotation, biological process: positive regulation of transcription by RNA polymerase II. The record is from RefSeq and is a predicted model, not a curated record. The transcript has 5 exons. Bases 57 to 398 code for a protein of 113 amino acids.